Molecule: messenger RNA, 1470 nt
Organism: Chelonoidis abingdonii (Abingdon island giant tortoise)
Lineage: Eukaryota; Metazoa; Chordata; Testudines; Testudinidae
Source: RefSeq, a predicted model, not a curated record
CUGUUCUUGUUGUCUUAUUAAAGGCUGUUGAUCAGGCUGCAACCUGUCUCUUUGUGUGAAGACCGUGGAAGGACUGUAGUAUGGAUUUGCUUACAAUAGAUACUUCCUCCAGCAAAGAGUUCUAAAUUUAGCAAGGGGUACAUUACAGGAAGAGGGUUUUAGAGAGGUGGUCUUGAAGGUUCAUGUUCUGAAGAACCUGAAGGGUAUGGUGUGUGGCAAACUCAUGUGAAGUACUUACAAAUUGAACCCUGAUGGUAUUGCAAAGCCCCAGUUUUAUAUUUCAGCUCAAGGGAUCAGCUUUUAGCACUCAGCCGCUUGAAGCUUACAGUCUUUUCAUGACCACAGCCAUUGGUGAUGGCAUCAAACUGUGGGAUUUGAGAACACUGAGGUGUGAACGUCGAUUUGAAGGACAUAUUAACCGCUGCCACCCAUGUGGAAUAGCUGUCACUCCCUGUGGGCAAUUCAUAGCCUGUGGAUCAGAAGAUAAAAGCGCUUACAUAUAUGAGAUGCGUUCAAGUACCUUUUCCCAUAAAUUGGCAGGACACACGGAAUCAGUGAUCAAUGUGGCUUUUAGUCCCUCGUUUCCACAGCUCACCACAGCCACCUUGGAUGGCAAACUCCAGUUGUUUCUACCUUGAUGCUUGCCAGCCUGUGGAACGCUGGCCUUGGUGCUCUGGAAAUAACAGCUUGCUGAGAGAAAGAAGAUUGGCAACUGUGCAAGCCGCAAAAUAUUCCUUUUUAAAUUACAGUUGCAGAAAUAAUGUCACUUACAUUGGAAAAAUAAGGACAAGAUACAGUGUGGUACAAUUGUACUCAUUCAGGCCUUAGUACAGCAAAGGCUUAAGGAUUUAUGUCAGUGGGGCUACUCACAUGCUUAAAGGUAAGCAUGUGCUGCAGUGCUUGGCUCUAUUGGAGUCUCUUAUCUGUAGAUUGGUGACGCAGUUAAAAUAGAAAGUGAUCCAGGUUUAAAGCUAAAAUUUCUGCCUAUAACUAAAGACUUGAAAUGCUCCUUUUUUUUUUUUUAAAGGAAAGUUCCUCAUUCUUAAUGAAAUGACAUUAGGAGUCAUGUUGGUCCCUUGUUUAUAUCUGUGCAACUCCCAUGAGGUUACUGGAAGUAACUUGGGUAUACCAGAAUUUGGUCCUCAUUACUGAGACAAUCUGAUUUACAUCCAUUUUAUUGCAUUCUGUUAUCCGUUGUACCCAUUCUGUUAAGUUGUUAGGGAAGGGUGAAAAGACUUUUAUUUUAAAGGCUUUGUCUUCACAGAGCUAACUUGAUAUUUUAGUUGGUAAUUUACUUAUGUUUAGUUUUAUUGUGACAGUAGGGGUGUGCCCCAUUUCUAGAAAUAGAACAUUUGAAAAGUAUUGAAGUAGAAAAUUAGUUCUGGGAGAAAGCUUUUGGGGUUUUAUUUUAUUUAUUUAUUUAUUUUUACAAUCUCUAGCUAUGUUUGCCCUAAUCUUUGAAAAUUCUGA